GAAGAGGACCCUCUACAAGAGCAUGGCCCUGGCCCUGGCCCUCCUGGUGGCUGUGACGGUUUUCCAGCGCAGUCUGACCCCCGACCAGUUUCUGCAGGAGUCCCUGCCAGUCACGCUGGGGCCACCGAAGGCCCAAAAGCCAAGUGGACACCAGGUGAACUUCGAGAACUUCUGGAAGAGCCCCAAGGAUGUGACCCCCAGCCCAGUGGCUUCUCAGGGGCCCCAGGUCUGGGACGUGACCACCACGAACUGCUCGGCCAACCUUAACCUGAGCCGUCAGUCCUGGUUCCAGAGCCUGGAGCCACACUUCCGGCAGUUUCUGACCUAUCGCCACUGCCGAUACUUCCCCAUGCUGCUGAACCACCCCGAGAAGUGCAGGGGUGACGUCUACCUGCUGGUGGUGGUCAAGUCGGUCAUCACACAGCAUGACCGCCGUGAGGCCAUCCGUCGGACCUGGGGCCACGAGUGGGAGUCGGCGGGCAGGGGCCGGGGCGCCGUGCGCACCCUCUUCCUGCUGGGCACGGCUUCCAAGCAGGAGGAGCGGGCCCACUACCAGCAGCUGCUGGCCUACGAGGACCGCCUGUAUGGCGACAUCCUACAGUGGGACUUUCUCGACAGCUUCUUCAACCUGACCCUCAAGGAGAUCCACUUCCUCAAGUGGCUGGACAUCUACUGCCCCAACGUCCCCUUCAUCUUCAAGGGUGACGACGACGUCUUCGUCAACCCCACCAACCUGCUGGAGUUCCUGGCUGACCGGCGGCCCCAGGAAAACCUGUUUGUGGGCGACGUCCUGCAGCAUGCGCGGCCUAUCCGCAGGAAGGACAACAAGUACUACAUCCCGCCCGUGCUCUACACUAAGCCCAGCUACCCGCCCUACGCCGGCGGCGGCGGCUUCCUCAUGGCCGGUGGGCUAGCGCGGCGCCUGCACCAUGCCUGUGACACCCUGGAGCUCUACCCCAUCGACGACGUCUUCCUGGGCAUGUGCCUGGAGGUGCUGGGUGUGCAGCCCACAGGCCACGAGGGCUUCAAGACCUUUGGCAUCUCCCGGAACCGUGCCAGCCGCAUGAACAAGGAGCCCUGCUUCUUCCGCUCCAUGCUCGUGGUGCACAAGCUGCUGCCCGCGGAGCUGCUGGCCAUGUGGGGGCUGGUGCACGGCAAUCUCACCUGCUCCCGCAAGCUGCAGGUGCUCUGAUGCGGGGCCACCAACCAGCAGCCUGCGGCUGGAGCUACAGUGCUGGACAGAGCCUCUGGUCCCCAGGGAGGUGGAGGGUUUGGGCCUUCUGUGCCCCUGGGUGUGGUGGGGUGCAGGGAGCUGCAGGGCAACCUCCCCAGGCAGAUAAAUCCCAGGUGGCGAGGCUUGGGAAUGGGGUGCUGCCCAGGCUGGGGUGGGGGGGCAUCUGAGGAGCAGCAGGGACCCUCCAAGCCGGGCUUGGCAGCCUGGCUCCUCAGACCCGCUGGGAGGCCCUGGUGGCCUCUGCUAGAAACCUGUGCUCAGGUACCCGGGCUGGACCUGGCCCAGGGGCUCUGUGGCUGCCUCUCGCCUUCACAGGGACGUCUCCUGUGACAUGCCUCAGUGUCCCCAGGGCCCUGGCCAAAGCAGCUCAGCCCUGUGCCGGCUCACAGGUGCCCCCCACCCCCGCCGCCACCCCUGGGUCUCGGCUGGCGAGGAGCUUCCACAGACUCGGGACAGCCCUGGGCACACUGGGUCGGCCACAGCCUCUGCACCUCUCACGUCCUCACUUCCGGAAGUGUGACCGUGUGACCGGCCCUCACUACCUCAGCUGAGCUCCUCCCACCCCACUCCCGACACAGGGCAGAAGAGCAGUGCUCCAGGCCCCCCGAGUCCCCACCAAGGCCGGCGCCCUGGCCCGAAACUGGCCGGUUUGGUCCUGAAAGUGGACUUUAAUCUUACUGUGAAGUUUUAUUUAUGAAGAGUUUAGAGGCAGCAGACUCCGGGCCUGAAGGGGGAGGGGUCCUCCCUCUCCCUCACUCCCCUCAGCCCCACCAAGCACCCCUGCCCUGCACAGUCCCUCCCCACCUGCACCCCAACUUCCCCUGCGAAGGAUGCGAUAGGGGCCCAUGGUGGUGGGUGCACAAGGGUGCCACCCCAACCUCGGGGUGAAGUCCCUGGGAAAGGUGGAGGGAUGGUCUCUAUUUUCUCAAUAAAACGGGACCAGUUUUUCUCUGGUGUGAAA
Chinchilla lanigera (long-tailed chinchilla) is the source of this 2195-nucleotide messenger RNA. It is a transcript of the gene B3gnt7, whose product is annotated as UDP-GlcNAc:betaGal beta-1,3-N-acetylglucosaminyltransferase 7. The record is from RefSeq and is a predicted model, not a curated record. Gene Ontology annotation, cellular component: membrane. Gene Ontology annotation, molecular function: hexosyltransferase activity. Lineage: Eukaryota; Metazoa; Chordata; Mammalia; Rodentia; Chinchillidae.